CUGCAAGCGUUGUUUGGUGGAGACACCUGGCGGGGUGCGUCGGCAUGCGGCGGCUUUUCCACCCUUGGCGCACACGGCCGCACCGCCUGUCCAUUUCCCCCAGCGCUUGCGAACAAGAGAGACGACGGGCGACGAGCGAGUGUUCGCACCCUGCCUAAAAUAUGACUCACUGAGGGAGGUGUUCCGGCGCACAGUGCAGGUAUUCGCGGGUGUGUCAGUGCGGGCCGAGCGAAAUGGAGGCCGUCGUCGGGCCGUAGCCGAGAGUCAGCCGCGGAGAGUGCGUCGGGAAAUCGGGAAAUUCGGCGCCAAGAUGGCGAACACCAGCCGUGCGAGAGUGAGUGAGAUUCCGCUCGACAUGAGCCUUUGAGGCUGCCCCGCGAGAAUGACGUCGACGCCGAGCGAGAGGAAGCUCGGCAAGGAGCCCGUCUCCUCCGAGAACCAGCAGUAUGUCGGACCCUACCGGCUCGAGAAGACCCUGGGCAAGGGUCAGACAGGGCUGGUGAAGCUGGGUGUGCACUGUGUACACGGCAAGAAGGUCGCCAUCAAGAUCAUCAACCGAGAGAAGCUCAGUGAAUCAGUAUUAAUGAAGGUUGAACGCGAGAUCGCCAUUAUGAAGCUGAUAGAUCACCCGCACGUCCUCGGCCUAACAGACGUGUAUGAAAACAAAAAAUAUCUGUACUUGGUGCUGGAGCACGUCUCCGGAGGCGAACUCUUUGAUUAUCUGGUGAAGAAAGGACGACUCACGCCGAAGGAGGCACGCAGAUUCUUCAGGCAAAUCAUCUCGGCCUUGGAUUUUUGUCACAGCCACUCAAUAUGCCAUCGGGACCUAAAGCCGGAAAAUCUGUUGCUCGACGAGAAAAACAACAUCAAGAUCGCCGACUUCGGCAUGGCUUCGCUGCAGCCGGACGGCAGCAUGCUGGAAACCAGCUGCGGCUCGCCUCACUACGCAUGCCCCGAAGUCAUAAGGGGUGAAAAGUACGACGGUCGGCGGGCGGACGUGUGGUCGUGCGGGGUAAUUUUGUACGCCCUGCUGGUCGGCGCGCUUCCCUUCGACGACGACAACCUGCGCCAACUGUUGGAGAAAGUGAAAAGAGGGGUCUUCCAUAUUCCACACUUUGUUCCGCCCGAUUGCCAAAACUUGCUCCGUGGAAUGAUCGAAGUCAACUCCGAGAAGCGGAUGACGUUGACUGAGAUAAACCGACACCCUUGGGUGACCGCCGGAGGGAAAGGAGAGUUGGAGCUGGAGCUGCCGAUGAUGCAGGUGGUGCAGACACACGUGAUCCCUUGCGUCGACUCCAUGGACCCAGACGUGUUGCAGGCAAUUACUAGUCUAGGCUGUUUUAAGGACCGCGAAAGGCUUAUUCUUGAGCUUCUCAGUCCAAACCACAACACCGAAAAAGUGAUUUACUUUUUACUGCUUGAGCGGAAGAGAAGAAGGCCUGCAUUCGAGGACGACACGGAGGCGAUAAUCCGGAGCCGGACCGAGACCGCAGACCCGCCGAGAAAGCGGGUGGACGCGUGCAAGAUCAACGGCGCGUCGCCCUUCAAGUUCGGUCAAAUUAGUGAAGGCUCGCCCCUGACGCCCAGACGGCAGCACUUUAAACCCGUGAACCUGCUGGAAGGCGGCACUCCGAGGCACCGGCGGUCCGUGAGCGGCACCGGCUCGGUGAACCACCACACGCCACUGCACAGCCACAACAGCUCGCCCGCCGUCUCGCCCCUUCCCACCAGGGCCGCUCACCACAACAGGACAGGGAGUGGUGGCGGCAACUUGUCUGCCAUCGGGCUGGGCAACCUGCUGAGCGCAGCCACCUCUUCCUCGUCGUCCACCCACACGACCAACGAGUCGUCCGAGCAGUCGUCCACAAUCAUGCCUACGCCCCCUGGCUCGCCACACGCCGGCCACCACUGGAGAACCAGACUCACCACCAUCAAGAACUCGUUUCUCGGCUCGCCACGCUUCCACAGGCGCAAAAUGCAAGCGAGUUCCGAGGAAGUGCACCUGACGCCUGAGUCAUCGCCUGAGCUGACCAAGAAGUCGUGGUUCGGGUCGCUGAUGGCCACCGAGAGGGACGAAACGUUCACCAUUUUGGUGAAGGGCAAGCCUUUAGCCUCUGUCAAGGCUGACCUCAUUCAUGCCUUUCUUUCAAUUGAAUUUUUCCAGAUUACUGAGCUGAGCCACAGUGUGUCUAGCCCGAUGUCCUUCAAGGUGGAGUACAAGAGGGGCUCCACAGGUCCGGCCAUGUUCCAGCGACAGGUGCGAUUCCAGGUCGAUAUCUCCAUGGUCAACAGACCUGAGGAGCCAGUCGAUUCUCUCUACGCCAUCACCUUUACCCUCAUUUCAGGGAACAUUCGCCGGUUCCGCCGGGUGUGCGAGCACAUCCAGGCGCAGGUGUGCAGCAGGCGGCCGCCGGCGUCGCCGCGUGCGCAGCGCAAGGUGGCCCCUGAGCUGAGCGAGAGCUCGAGCUGCGGCUCGGACACUUCCGAGCGGCUGUCGCCGUACCCUGGCACGAGACAGAUCGAGUCUGACCUGGAGAGCGAGAGCUCGGUAUUCGACAACAUCAAGUCUCCGGGCCGGUCGCACGACCCGUGCUCGUCGAGCCUCAUGACGACGUCACUGGAGGUGGGCUCGUCGACGUCGAGCAGCAGCACCACGACCCUGGUGGUGCCGUCGUCGUCGUCGGGCCUGCAGGGCGGCCCCGGGGGCCCAUGAGGCUACGCACCGUCUUUUUGGUGCUAGUUUACGACGCAGCUCGAGUUCACCGUCGCGUGUGAAUCGCCGCCGCCGUGUAAACUGACGCCGAAAAGCAGCAGCAGCCGCGGACACUCAUCAUUCCUGCCAUGACGAGUUGAUGGUCAAACUCUCACAUCCACUUUACCCAAGACAGAGACACGCAAACAAUGAACACUCUCUCUUGUGCAUACUGAUUAUUAUGCGAUAUGAAGUAUAGAAGAAAUUUACCCCCGUAGGCCCUUCCAGACCGCGUGGCGAAUUCUUUGGCCCGACGAUUUUACCGGCCUGACGCUGAGCCGCUCGUAAUUAAAUUCAAUUAUUUUGCAUUAGAAACUGGAUAGGAAAUUGAUUUCAAUUUGUCGAUUCUUUCAAUCUUGAGCCCCUGCCCAGCAGCUCAGCAAGGCCGUCUGAUCGGAGCCGGUCAAAAAUGUGCCAAAUCGCCUGGAAAAGCUGGAAAGCGUACAUAUUGUUGACGUUGAGUUGGUGCAUUAAGUUUGCGAGGAGGUAGUUUGUUCGUUUUGUGCUUGUUGAAGGAGUGAUUGCUACUAAGUCAGUCAGACAGACACACACUCACUGAUAAAAUAGUCAUUUUGCCGACCGCACCUUGUACCCAAAGGCUAUGCAAAUAUUAUUCUGUUGCCGCGUGAGUCGAAUCACAAGCGUAAUAAUCAAAUCCCGCCGUGUUGUUAUCAAGAGCAAUUAUUGUAACCGAUAAAAACAGUUAAACAAAACAGUUAGGGAUAAUCCAUCACUCACAAAAUAAAUCGAUACUUUUGUAUGUUUGGAAAUGAGCAAGGAAAUGCACAUUCACAAGUGUGAAAGGGACGCCUUCCUAUAUUCUUACUCUUUUGCAGUGGCAUCUACAACGAUAAAUUUCACUAUUUCACUUAUUUCUCAAGGUCAGAUGAUGAUAAGAGGGUGAAUACAGUAAAAAAUCAAUAAAUUUUUCCCUCCAGAAUAUAGGUUAAUGAAACUUCAAAGAGAACUUCAUAUUUUCAUUUUCUAAACCACGCAAAAGAGUGUGGCAAUUAAUUAGGAAGGCGGCUUUUAUGUUACGUUACAUAAACCCCACUGCUGAUAAUGAGCUUAUUAAUGGUUGAAUAUUCGUCAAACGUCAAGGGGGUGAAACUUUCCGUUUUCCUGUCUGAAAGCUUAUUUUCGUAUAGCUCGAUCAGUUUCAUCAGCUUCAAAGCAUAUUAGCCCGUGUAAACCUAAAGGUUUUGUGCUGACCAAGCCACACAAAAUGCUCAGCCCUAGUUAAUUGCGUUGCUUGUUUUCAUGAUCUCUUUCCAAACUGUUAAACAAUCCUAGUGUGUCUCUAAACCAAUUAGCCGGAAUGCCAAAAUCACGAAGCUCUAUUAGAACAAGCAAGUAACGCUGCUGACGAUUUAGAACGGUAGUUUGAAAAAAUUAAUAAACGCAUAAACCUAAUAAGUGUAUGUCCAAAAGAGGAGGAGAUUAUUAUAUAAAAAUCAUCUUUGGAAUAUAAUAAUUAUUAUAAUGAUCGUUGCGCGAGUUUGAGAGGGACCCGCAUCUGGACGCGAACAAACUGAUGCGAAACAGCUCGAGCUUUUAAAAAUAUGACAAACUCAAGUAGCUGGUCGAUAUAAAAUAUAUAUAUAAAUUUUUUGCUUGGAUAGUCUUUUGUAUAAAAAAGCGUAGCUCUCAAUUGUGAAAAGGCGAUCUAGACAACACCCACUCACACACUACGUUUUCUGAUUGAGAGUGAUCUCAAAUCGUCCAUUAAGAUUAAUUGAAUACUCGAUGACUCAAUAAGCGAUAUGUACUCGUCGUGGUAUGUAUGAUAAUUAUUAAUUAAUUGCCGUCAGAUCAGAUGCGAAUCACUCUCGAACCUGCAACUCGGUUAACACGCAAAUGGAGUGAAAAGGAGAAUCUCUAUCCUAUGUGCUGUACAAAAUCUAAAAUCUCAUCACUGCAAUAAGAAAGUAUAUAACAUCUCACAAGCAAAGUGCUAGGAGAAAACGCAGAUCACAGUCCAACUAUUACGUGUGUGUUGUACAUUAUAUCAAAAGAUAAGCAUUGCCUUUUUAACUUAAUUCACAAUCAUACGAAUCAUAAAAGGAACCCCUGUUGAUUUGAUGCAAUCGGUGGUUUCUUUGGUUUCGGAUCUGAACGCUCUCGGCUGCAUUAAUUCGUUUUCUUACAAAAAUUAAAAUUUAUUUUGCCACAGGAAUUUUAAUUAAAUACAAUUUGUGUAAAUUUGAAUUAUUGCUAGAAUUUUUUGGCCGCCAGAAAGAAAAUGUAUUAAUGCGGAGGCGGGAGUUGAAAAUAAAUAAAGUGCCCAUAGUAUCCACUCGCUGAUUUGCGAUUUUCUCCACAAAAAUACUCAUCAAACUUCAGGAUCAUAUCUGUUAGACAGAGUGUAUAGUGUCUCUCGUACACGCGCACUCCCCAUCUCUGCUCCAGCAAGAGAAAAGCGGCCAUUGUUACAAUGAAAAAGACGACGUUUAUACAUAUAUGCAUUGUAAGCCAUAAAUGCAAUUGUACGUAUGAUCGCACUGGUGUAGUUCAAUGUGGAAAGCGUGCCGAUCGAGUGAAAGGAAGCAAGACAUAAUAAGUGGAGGAGUGUUAAGCAGCAGAGUUAAUAAGAAACACUAAUAAUCGCGAGUUGUGCAUUAAAAUGAUGUAUAAGAAUACCACAUUUUCAGAGGUCAAAAUGAAGUCGGUGUAUGUUUUUUGCUCUGUGAUAUAGCGCUGAAACAAUUUUUUGCCUAAAUGACCUGUUUGCAAGUGGGAGACAUUUUUAAGUGUGCGUUUGCGAACCAAAUCAAUUAUCAAAUUAUCGAGAGAGGCGAAUAAUCGCAGUCAAGACGAAUAACGAAACCACACGCAUGAUUAUAAAUUUAAAUCAAUCCUAUCCUUUCGAAAUCGAUGUUGCAUCGUAAGAUAUUUUGUCUUGUCCCUUCUUCUUGGGUUGAAACUUUUGCCGCAGCUUCUGAGAAUAAGAGCAGCAGUAAAAAUGGUGAACAUGCCUGAGCACUUGAUCCUCAUCAAAUGACCUUUUUUGAGUCGGUGAUAUUGUAAGUGAAAUUAUUAUUCCUAUAUAAUGUUUCAAAUUGCGCUGAUUGCACUUCGAUGGAGAAUACAAAGCAGAAGCGUGUGUAAGUAUAUUGAUUUCUUUCGCAAAAGAUAUAGGCCAAAUCAACUAAUGAAUCCACACACAACCACCAAAAUGUGACAUGUGUACCAAACAAUCGCCCACUAUAUUUGUCGCUGUAGUGAAAAUUCGCAAUCGCAAUUUGUUGAUCAUGCCCUGAUAUCAGAUUUGGCCAAACCUAUUUCUUUGUGAAUUAUCAAUCAGUUCUCACCAAUAAAUUUGGCACAACCAGAUAUAA
Molecule: messenger RNA, 6090 nt
Organism: Cloeon dipterum
Lineage: Eukaryota; Metazoa; Arthropoda; Insecta; Ephemeroptera; Baetidae
Gene: sff
Product: sugar-free frosting
Exons: 14
Coding region: 383-2713 (776 amino acids)
Biological process (GO): protein phosphorylation; intracellular signal transduction; microtubule cytoskeleton organization
Cellular component (GO): cytoplasm
Molecular function (GO): tau-protein kinase activity; protein serine/threonine kinase activity; ATP binding
Source: RefSeq, a predicted model, not a curated record